Messenger RNA from Penicillium malachiteum, 225 nucleotides. RefSeq lists its product as uncharacterized. NCBI's taxonomy places the organism in Eukaryota, Fungi, Ascomycota, Eurotiomycetes, Eurotiales, Aspergillaceae. The transcript has 2 exons. The record is from RefSeq and is a predicted model, not a curated record. The coding region runs from base 1 to 225 and encodes 74 amino acids.
AUGGCUCCGAAGCCCCGGAGCCCUGAGAUAAUUUGUGCUGAAUCUAUUUCCCUUAAUCAUCUUCUACAUGAGAUUCCAGAGAAACCGAGCCCAAACCGAGUGACCGGGUCGCACCAUAAAUUCCCUUUCACCAAGGAACGUGACUUGGUAGAGACUCUCUCGUUCCUUUCUAAGACCAUCGAUGGCUCUGAAUACAUCCCCGCAGUCUGUGUUGAGAAGGAUUAA